AUGGAUGGACUGUCUCCGCGCCAGGGAAGCGCCGAGUUCGUGGAGUUGCCGGAUAAUACACCAGACGUGGGAGAGACGGCAGGGGACGCUAGACUGCCGCCAACUCCCUGGGACGGCCGUCUGACUGCUUCGGUCGAAUCCUUCCCCGCCUCUGUCAGUGGGGGUAUUUUCUUUUCGGACUCGCAUUCCAUCUGGAGGGCAAGAACGCACAAGACUCCCGCCAGCACUUCGCCCUCCUGCUCAGAGCUUCCUCCCGCGCUUCACGAUGAGGCUUUGGCUGGCGGCACAGCUGUUUCGCACGUGCCAGCACCCGCCGCUACGGUGCUGGCACUGCCGAGAGACGACAGAGAUCCUCCCUCGACAAGGCCCUGCGGGGGACGAGGGGAGCCUCGAAACCACAGAAAAAGCGCAACGCAAGGUUUGCUGCAAAGGCUUCUCCUGGACGUGCCUCUUGGACCAGGAGGUGAGCAAGACGAAGAGGCACCGCCUCAGCAAGCACGACACCCCCAGUCCUGCCCUGACUUGCAGGGACUGCAGGGGCCCCCAGGAUCGACAAAACGCUUGCUGGAGGAGCUCAUGCAGAAGGUUCCGUGGACGUCUCGAGGCAGGGAGGGGUGUCUUUGCAACAAAACGAGAGCCGGCACUCUCCUGACUCUAGGCUGUAGCAAAGCCACCUCCUGUCUGAUUCCAAGAUCUUCCUUGAACCUCACUCUUCCAGGGCGAGGAGGCCAGCCUCUCUUCACCGAGGAGCCCCUUCAAUGCUCCUCCCCGCCCGAUGAGGCCACGAUCCCCCGCUGCACUUCUUCUCCCGCUGCAGCGAGGGGUUUCCGCCGUCCGUGCGCCCCUUCGGCAUCCUCCAGCACGCGAGGGGUUCUCCGUGGCGGUGUUCCUCUCAAGGCUUGGGAGGAGGAACCGAAGGGUGGUCAACAGGAAGUAGCUGGCACGGAGAGAGGGCUUCUCGAUGAGCAGGCGCAUCGUGGGGUAGCCUUCGAGGGGCAGCCCAAAUGCAGGGGGCUCUCUGCGUUGCUCCAAGGCGGCGCGGAGGUACCAGAACAGACGGAUCCGCAUGCAACAGAAGCGACAUCGGGAAAGGCCACAGCGGAGACUGGAGUGCCCUCCAACCGAGGGGACGCAAGCCUGCUGGCAGAAGGGGGGAACCCACAUGGACUAGACUGGUGCAACAGUGGGGUGAUAGCCGGUCUCAGCACUCGUGCCGCGAAGCUCCUUGGGCAGACCCCCAGUUGCCAGGCAGCUGUAACCUCGCGCGCGGCUCUCUUGGAGGCGUUGCAAAAGUAUCCAGGUGACUGCCCUGAAGCGACGCGGAAAGCCGCGGAGUUUCUGGCAGAGAUCGCAGUCUUGCCAAGCGACGAGUCUCGAGGAGCGCCAUCAAGGAGGCUGGAAUGCACCGAACCAACUGCGCCCCCUGAUCCAGCCCAGAUUGCGACGCUUUUUGAUUUUUUAGGGGCCGACGUAGAGCACUGUCUCCGUGAAGGCCCCUCACAGGUUCUAGGUGCUGCCCUGGCAGCACAGGAUGCCCUUGCGCUGGAGUACCAGAGCCUGUUAGAUAAACUGCCCAGUGUUGAGUCUCCCGAAGGGCUCUCUCACGACAUGCCUUCCACGACGGUUCAUUCGACUUCAGAGAUCUAUGCGCAGGCGCUUAAGAAAGCCUGCCACUCCGCUUUGCAGAGGGCACUAAAAGCUUCAAGAGCCACGGCAGCACUGCAGCUCGCAGAUGAAGAAAGAAUCCGUCUUCUUUGUCGAUAUGAAGAGCAGAUGCAGCGGCCGCUCCGCACGGAAGCGGAGACGCCACACUGUUCCCUCCUGUCCCACGAUGCUGAUACCCCCCCCAAAGAGACCCUCCGCAGCCGCUUUACAAGAGAUCGCAAGGCCUCCUCCAAUCGUCCUCCAGCCACCAUGGUGGUAGAGCCUACACGACCCAUGGAAAACGGUCAAUCUUCCUGUCCUAGUCGGAGAGACUUGCUAAGUUGCAGUUCAAGGCCAAACCCAGUGCAGAAGACACCGUCUGCUCCGGAGUUUUUGUUGCCAAGUGACGACGCCUGCAGAAUUCGAGAUCGCGUGGCCUCUCCCAGCUGCUUGGAAAACGCCACCCAAGAGGCUGCGGCACUCAAGGCUUCCCGCAGGAGUCGGCUUUCGGGUGAAACGCACCAGAAAUCCAAUGAGGCGGAAGGGCCUCAAGCCACUUUCUCUCAGCUGCAGUUAACGGGGGACGCCGUGGAGGAUUUUGAAGCCAAUUUGCAACUGGUUUCGGCCUUCUUGAAUGAAUUCUCCACUUGGGAGUUCAGGUCGCCAACAGGUGGCGACCCAGAAAAACGUUUUCUCGAAGAGCUCCAGCAGGAGUUCGCGAGCAUCACGCAAGGUAAGUACCCCACUGGAAAACCAUUUGGCAAGAAAAGCAAAUGGGCGCGUUGUAUGUGUUCAGGUGGUGCCGAGGUGUCACUGCAGACUUUUCUAUCGCAGCAGCGACACGCUGCGCUCCAGAGUCUCCCCAAAGACAGGUCUUCCCCCGAACAGAUCAGGGCUUUACUGCAGACGGUUGCACAGCAAGCAGCAGCACGCCUGCCGCCUGUGGAGACUUUGCUUCAGAAACAGUCUCGAGCUGCCACUGGCAGCUUUCUCACACUAUCGAGCAGUAGUGGAGCAUGUGUGGCUCAGGUUACCACGCGUGUAGAUCUAUUGUUGAGACAGCCCCCAAGGAACGUGGACAAUGCAGGACCCUGCGAGAACAGCCAAGUAGGUAGCUGGUCAGAAGACGCGAAGAAUAGCCCAUCUUCAAAUACAUGCGAAGCGAAACCAUCGGUGCACUUGGGCCAUAGUUGGUCCUCUCCAGCUGAAAGAUCUGUAUCUCCAGAAAGUGCAGUAAUCCCCACUCUCGAGAAGUUAGAGGCGCUAGUAGACGCGAAGUUGGAAGAACUCAAGAAGUCAUGCGCCGAUUAUCUUAGGGAGGCAGCGCAGACCCUCGAAGACGUCAUGCAAGUAAAUGUCGUGCGCCUCCCACAGUAA
Cyclospora cayetanensis is the source of this 3021-nucleotide messenger RNA. RefSeq lists its product as uncharacterized. NCBI's taxonomy places the organism in Eukaryota, Apicomplexa, Conoidasida, Eucoccidiorida, Eimeriidae. The record is from RefSeq and is a predicted model, not a curated record. The transcript is spliced from 5 exons. Bases 1 to 3021 code for a protein of 1006 amino acids.